Mizuhopecten yessoensis (Yesso scallop) is the source of this 2145-nucleotide messenger RNA. RefSeq names its product MAM and LDL-receptor class A domain-containing protein 1-like. Gene Ontology annotation, cellular component: membrane. Bases 112 to 813 code for a protein of 233 amino acids. NCBI's taxonomy places the organism in Eukaryota, Metazoa, Mollusca, Bivalvia, Pectinida, Pectinidae. The transcript has 6 exons. The record is from RefSeq and is a predicted model, not a curated record. Gene Ontology annotation, biological process: nervous system development.
UUCCGGGUUAGAAUGUGUCGGCAGCUUUAGUGUAAAUAAUGUGCCAUUCAAAUUGUUUACGGGCUCGCACCGAACGAUCCAUGCUCUCUUCAUCCUUGUUCGCCUUCCCAAAUGUGUUUUGCGUUGAGCUCUGGGGCUACAACCUGUGUCAAUGAAUGUGGCAUUCACUUACCACCUGUUGAAAAGGAAAGGAUGUUAAAUGACGUAGAUGACAGUGAACUGUAUUUCAAAGCCGGUGAAACUUUCCCCUAUGUUUGUACCUCUGAGUAUACGAAGGGGAAUAGCAGUAGGAUCUGCCUUGCUGAUGGACGCUGGGAACAUGAUCGGCCUCUCUGUGCCAGAAGAAUGUGUACUUUUGAGGAGCCAUGUCCUUAUUUGGAAGAUGCUAGUGAUGCUCUACAUUUUACCAAAUGGAGCAAUUCUACUCCUUCUAACAAUACUGGAUGCAACACUGACCAUACUACAGGUAACGGCUAUUACUACUACCUCGAAGCAUCUGAUACAUACCAUGGAAGCGUUUUUAAAAUGGUCACCUCAAACCCGUUUCCGGCUGGUGAACAGAUAUGCGUUGGACUUUGGUAUCACAUGUAUGGGCAAGGCAUGGGGAAUCUGUCGAUAGAGAUCAGUGAUCAAUCUGGAACACUUAAAACACAAAUGCUCGUCGCAUAUGGUUCGCAGGGAUUUGAAUGGAACUAUUGGUCAACUGUCGUUAACGCCCUCACAUUUGAUGCAUUGAUAGUCAUCACAGGAGUACGUGGUGCCGGGAAAAGGUCAGACAUAUGUUUCGACGAUGUGUUGAUUGACCUGUGCUGAAUAAUACAUAUUCAGUUUCAGUUGACAAUCAAAACACAUAACUGAUAAAGACGAUAUUGAAUGGAACACUAUAAUGUGCUGUAUUCAAAAAUGUGGUAUUUUACUGGAUUGUUUGUCAUGAAGCACGCCAUUUUAAUGAUUGUUCAGUAAUAGCCACUGACUCUAGUAUGACAGUAGUUUUAAAAUGUUGUAAAUAUAAACACAAUGUCCAUUUAAACGAUAUUUACUCUUCUUCAAGCGUUUUCCAAUGUCCAAUACGGUUUGCAUUCAAAUGUAAAUACCUCUAUUAUCUUGGUUACCCGUUAGUCCAGUGUAAGAACCAUCUGGAGAGAGCGAAUAAGGUAAUGUUUUGGCAGAGAGCGUGGACCCUACGGGUGUGUAUGGACGUCGCCAUUUUGUUAACUCUUGUGACCUCUUGAACUGUGUCAGUUGCGGUCAAUUGCAUGAUUAUUCCGUUGUGUAUUGGAGGUAUUGGAAAGACUGGAAUCGUUGGAAAUAUUGGAUGCGUUGGAAAUAUUGGAUUACGAGUCAGAGAGUGAAUGACGGUACGAAAAAGUGUGUAGAUGUGAAUAAUAUGAAAUACUUCUAUAUAUUAAUGUUGAUUUGAUAACUAUUUUUCAUACAAGUUCCAAUGUAGAUCGUCGUGUUUCCUAGAGUUCAGCGGAAACUCCUUUGCGAGCAACGGAUGUGGCGCCAUUACCUCUUCGGAGUCGGCUUGGGAACGGGUGUUGCCCGGUUGAGCUCGUGCGUUGCCCCGUUGAUGCUAGCGUUUUCCUACGUGGGACGUAGGAAUUCCUUGGGGAGUUUGGAAAUCAGUUGCCGUCGGACUUUCAUUUGGGUGGUUGGUUUUAGAGCUGCUGGCGGCUGCUACACUUUUGAAUCGUUCCAAAACCGUGAAGCUGUCAGUAUGCUUGGGUGUAUAGAAUAAGGGAAGCAACUCUUAGAAUAGGAUAUUGGAAUGAACGGGGCAUUAGUAAUAUUUACAUCUGUUGAAGAAAGUUAACAUUUUCUAUCUAAGCGUACUUUUUGAGCUCCAGACUUUUGAGUUUGACUUUAAUCAUUUCUGGAUCUUAGUUUUAUCCAUUUGCUUGCCCUACUAUAUUUCAUAUAGAGUUAGCAUUUCAUAUUAUUCAUUGCAAAUUGCAAUUUCUUUCGAUAUAUUGUCCCUACAUAUAUUAGAAAGCUCUGGUAUCCAGGGUUCAGACAUAGGACUACAUUUAUUGUAUAUCAUGUUUAUGAGAGAAUUUGGAGAGAGUCUGUAGAAUUGCUGUAUAUGUCUCUGUAUAAUUUGAUAUUGGAUUUCCUUAAUAAACGGUAACCGUAAAGGUGUGC